Acaulospora colombiana is the source of this 680-nucleotide messenger RNA. The record is from the annotation of a GenBank genome assembly. Lineage: Eukaryota; Fungi; Glomeromycota; Glomeromycetes; Diversisporales; Acaulosporaceae.
AAUGGAACAAAGGAGAGCUUGAUUCAUUCUUGAUAGAAAUCACCACAAACAUUGUGAGAUUCAAGGACAAAGAUGGUACGCCUAUAAUUGAAAAGAUCAAGGAUGUUGCUGGUCAGAAAGGAACCGGCAAAUGGACCGCCAUAUCCUCACUUGACCUUGGUGUUCCCGUUACACUCAUUGGCGAGGCUGUCUACGCUCGUGCACUAUCGGCGUUGAAGGCCGAACGUAUUCGCGCAGGCAAAAUUUUAAAAGGCCCUCAAAGUGUCAAAUUUUCUGGAGACAAGAGAACUUUUGUCAAACAAUUGGGCAAAGCGUUCGCUUUUCUUGGUGACAUCAAAAACGCAUAUACCAAUAAUCCAAACCUUGAGAAUCUACUUUUUGAUCCAUUUUUCAAGGAGGCUAUUGACACUGCUCAGGAUUCCUGGCGUCGGGUCGUUUCGGAGGCAGUUUUGCUCGGAAUUCCAACUCCGGCAUUGUCCACCGCACUGUCAUUUUAUGACGGGUAUAGACAUGAGAGGCUACCUGCGAGUCUACUUCAGGCAAUGAGGGAUUACUUCGGAGCCCAUACUUUCCAAUAUCUCGAUGAGUAUGAUGACGAAGAUCACCCCAAGAACACCGACGUUCACAUCAAUUGGACAGGUCACGGAGGUAAUGUUAGCGCAUCUUCAUACCAGGCUUAG